Messenger RNA from Cephus cinctus (wheat stem sawfly), 2887 nucleotides. RefSeq names its product facilitated trehalose transporter Tret1-2 homolog. The record is from RefSeq and is a predicted model, not a curated record. Gene Ontology annotation, molecular function: transmembrane transporter activity. The transcript is spliced from 6 exons. The coding region runs from base 1286 to 2791 and encodes 501 amino acids. NCBI's taxonomy places the organism in Eukaryota, Metazoa, Arthropoda, Insecta, Hymenoptera, Cephidae. Gene Ontology annotation, cellular component: membrane. Gene Ontology annotation, biological process: transmembrane transport.
UCUGUUUCAAUGUAUGCAAUAAGUUAUAAUCACCAAUAGCGUGCAAUGAUCCCAUUUAUGUGUCUGAACUGAUAAUCAUAUACGAUAUACCACGCACCUUGGGUAAUGGGCGCAGAAUCUUUCAUGUCAGUCGGCAAUGAACAACGGGCGACGCGUAAUGUCUUUUAUGUAAUCGCGGUAUAACAAAGUCAACUGUGCGUUUACAAGUGUCUUUUUAAUUGAUAUUUAUAAUACUUUUAAUAUAUUAUCAGUUUAAAGACGUAUGUAAAUAGAUUCGUGAAUUAACUUUGAGUAUUUCGUUAUAUUAUUAUCAGUUACCUUGUACUGAUAUAUAUACUGAUAUAUAUGUAUCAGUUCAUAUAUAUAUAUAUAUAUGAACCGGUAGUACGAAACACAAUAAAAAUUGGUAAAAUUGGACUAAUGUUACCUUCCUAUGUCCUAGAGUGACACGGGUAGUCGGCUAGAGUGAUACGAGAGGAACGUUCUAGGGAUGAUAUUUUUGUAUAAUUAAAUCAUAUUACGAAACAUUUUAUUUAUAUCUGGAUCUAAUAGCGAAAAUUAUACUCCUGUGUGAACGGACCAGACCAGCAAAUUUAAGUUUGCUAUUCACGUGUUAAUCCGGCAUGUCAUUUUACCUCGAUGUAUCGUAGGUGUUCUACAUCGUUGUACUGUACACCAUUCAGCUUCUAGUACUGUACAGUGUUCAGCUUCGAGUGACAUAAGUGCUACGUUUUUUUUUUUAAACUGAUCCAUGUAUAUUUUCAUAUAGACUUUGGGUGUCAGGUUAAAUUGUAAAAAGAGUAUGGCAUGUAAUUUUAUUGACUGAAUAAUUUGAAAAUCGAUUAUACUAGUGAUCGAGCGUGAUUUGUAUUAUAUUGUGACGGGCGUUCCAACGUCACUUGUAAACCGGUUUUCCGAGCGGUGUUUCGAAACAGGUGAAAAUAAUCGCCAUAUACACAGACAGAAGAAAUCCUAAGAAAUUUAUCAUUUUCAAUAUGGGGACUAAGGAGGCAUCGAGCAGCGAAAAACAUGAUAAAGAGAAGAGAACAUGUCGCAAUUACCAAGUACGUUAAAAACAAAAUGCAUAUUUGAGCAUCAUCAAGGCAAUGGAUAGACUGCACUGGCUGAUGUUAAUUGUCAUUGGAUUAAGAAAUGAAAAAUAGAAGUAAAAAUGGAAAAGCAAAGAAGUAUUCUUCCAUGAACAUAUAUUUUCAGACAAGGAUCUUUGUCUCAUGGUUAUAUCUCCCUCCUACGGCAGCUUUGCAUUAAUGCAUUGCUUGUGCAAAUGAUAGCGUACUGCGCACUCAGAAUAAUGAUAACUUGCCUUCAGUAUCCAAUAAAUAGAAGGAGAAUAUAUUUUUUAUGGUUGCAGAAGGUUACUUAUAUUGUUAUGUGCAUCAUUGCCAACUGUUCUGUUUUGGGCCCUGCAAUGGGCCUUGGCUACAGUGCCGUAGCGCUGCCAUCGCUGACGUCACCGCAGAGUCAAAUAAAGAUAAACGAAAGUCAGGCCUCCUGGAUAGCCAGUAUAGCUGCUAUCGGGACUCCAAUUGGAUGCAUUUUGUCAAGCUUUCUUAUGAGACGCGGUCGAAAACCCAGCAUACUGUCAACGUCUGUAGUGUCAUUGAGCGGAUGGAUUAUUAUUUACCUAUCAGCGAAUUUCGAACAGCUCUUAAUUGGCAGGUUGUUAUCAGGUAUAGCAACAGGAUUGGCAUCGGUGCCGGCAACUGUUUACGCGGCGGAAGUGUCAGUUCCAAAACUGCGUAGCAUCGUAGUCACGUGGACCAGCAUCGCCAUAGCUGUGGGCAUACUGAUUGUCUACAUAUUAGGUUAUAUAUUUCAGGAUAACUGGAGAAUGAUAGCUCUGGUCAGCGGUCUGUUUCCAAUUCUUGCAAUAAUUCUUACUGUCGGAAUUCUUCCGGAAUCCCCAAUAUGGCUGCGUGAUCGAGGACGCAACGACGAGGCUCUCGAAAUUCUCAAGAAAUUCCGUGGCAUCCCAGCAGAUACAACAGCGCCACAAAAGUUACUGGAUGAGCUACGGAUCAAAAACUCACCCAAAAAGAAGAAUCUACUACGUAGCCUACUGCGCAGAUCUUCUAUUCAACCUUUUGCCAUUAUGCUCUGCUAUUUCUUCUUUCAACAAUUUUCUGGGAUAUUUGUCAUUGUAUUUUAUGCAGUUGACAUUGCGCGAAAUGCUGGCAUAAAGAUCGACGCGUAUCUGGCCGCCAUACUCAUUGGCUUCACUAGACUGAUAGGGACUUUUCUCAUUUGCUAUAUCUCCCGGAAGUUUGGCAGACGUCCACCGUCCAUUGCCUCUGGUGCCGGUAUGACGCUCGUUAUGGGAAUCCUGUCAUUGUAUUUAUUUCUUAACUCUAGAAACUAUGUUAUUGGAGAUGGCGGCUUAAUACCCGUCGUAUGUAUACUAAUGCUCAUUUUUUCAAGUACUCUAGGAUUUUUAGUAUUACCGUUUGCUAUGAUUGGUGAGAUUUAUCCUACUAAAGUGAAAGAUGUUUUAUCUGGUCUGACAACUUGUAUAGCUUAUAUAUUUAGUUUUAUCUCAAUCAAGACUUAUCCGGAUAUGCAGCAUCUUAUGGGGGAGCAUGGUGUUUUUUUGUUUUAUUGUAUUAUGUCUCUGAUAGGUACAAUUUUUGUUCUAAUCUUUUUGCCGGAGACCAAAGGAAAAACUUUACAAGAAAUUGAAGAGCUAUUUAUCAGAAAAUCAAAAAUCAGUAAGAAUGACGUGAUAGAGAAAGAAAAGAUGAUCGAACCUAAGGAAAUCGUUACGAUUUCUUGAAAUAUAAGAAAAAAAAUGAUGCAACAAUUGAAACGAUUGCUUAUAAGAUUUUUUAAUGCCGAGGCAUUAAAUUUUUCAAGAUACAUGUAUACGUAA